UCUUGUGAGAAAGAGGUCUCCCCACAAUCUGUUUCUCACAUACAUAAUCUCAAGUUACUGUGACUUCGACUAUUUCAACCACUUUUCUACUAUUAGUUGGUUCUUGGUUAGUGACAUGUAGAUUAUUUCUCCUCGUCUCUGAAGACCACCACGAUCAGUUUUUGCAAAAAACCAAGCAUUUGGGAAACACCUGCGACAUUCUUGUUUCUAAGAAUAAUGUAGCAAGUUCAUAUACGUAAUCCGGAUACAAAAAGUGUGACAGUUGGACUACCGAGCUGGAUUCCUUCCUGUUUAAUUUUGUGGACAGCUCAAAUUUCGGGGAAAAGGGUCUUUAAGAAGCAAAAUGUGGGAUGGACGGAAAUAGGCUGUUUGUGAGACAAGUUAACAUGCGGUGUUUUGUGUGAACAUACGAAGUAUCUCAGAAAGUCUCGAUUUGUAGAUCUUUCUUUAAACUGGAACGACAAGUGAGUUAUGCAUGCAACCACUAAGUAAGUACGAGUGACUAAUUAGACGAGGGAAUCUUUACCAGGAAGUUGGAAGCGAUCGGCUUAAGCAGAUUUAAACACUAAUAAUAUGUUCUGUGAGAUUUGAGAAGUUUGAGACGGAAUUGAAAGUGACUUUUAUGUACCAUUUGGUGCCUUCCAUUCAUCAGCAUAACAGAAGAGGGUUUGCCUUUUCACGGUUAACUGGAGUUACAUACAAAGUAUUACAAAAGAUCAAUGUGUUGAUCACUUGUUGAAAAUUAUUUAAGGUUUGGCUAUAUUACAUACUCGGAGCAUUUCAGCAAUUCUGGAACUUAGUGAACAAAUCAAGAACUUGCACAAGCUCCAUAUGAAACUGAUGGAGAUUUUGAAACUCCAUAACUCAAUCAACUAAUCCUCAGCCAUAAAAUUGUGCGAUUUUUAUAUUCGACAUUUUAGCUAUUUGUCAUUUUCUGCAAACCAGUGAUUAACAACAACAAUAAUUAAAAGGAAAAGGCGACAUUUGGUAUUUAAACGUCUCACUCCUAUCGAAGCAUGUGUGAUGCUAUUGUGAUUGAUUAAAUAAAGUGUGUAUGAGAUCAUUGUGUUCUAUUAAAAAUAUUUAACAUGGAGAAACAAAUUUACUUUACGAUGGUGUUCGCACUAUGUGCAAUUUUUGGUGUAGCGACAGAAGCUUCAUUUGUGACCAAGAUAAAUAGCGGCUUCGAAAGGGUGGUGGUAUCCAUCGAUGAUCAUUUAGCUUUGUCACCAACGUCUUCAGCGACAACGGGACUCAAAGGAGCCACCCAUGAGUGUCAAAUUGUAUUGGAACAGAUAAAGGACCUAAUUAGCCGAACAUCCGACCAUCUUUAUAAGGCGACAAAAGGACAAACUUACUUCCGCCAAGUAAGCUUAUUGCUCCCUUCAAAUUGGGCCAAUACCAACUGCACCGGUCAGGACCAGGAAGUAUCUACGGCCACGUACCAAUCAAGCAAUUCCGCGGACAUAAGUUUCACGGGCGACCACCCCGUGUACAUCGAUAAGCCGUGGACUCUCCAGUAUGGACCUUGUGGCGUCCCUGGCAAAAAGAUUUCCGUUCCCGUCUCCUUCCUCUCGUCCUCGAUCACGGACAUGGAGCUCAAAGCUCGUUUAAUGGUUCGAGAUUGGGUAAAGCUGCGUUAUGGCGUGUUCGAUGAAAAUGGCUUUGCACACGACGAAAAAUACCCUGCAGAGUUUGUCGGAUCGAAAGGAAAACCUGUUCAAGCGACCGAGUGUCGUCUUAAUCGAUCAACCGCUGCAUGUGGAGAAGCAGGAGAGAAAUGUGACCAGAAUCUAAAGCACCCCAAAGGAAAAUCGCUAAUGUCAUUGCCUUUGGACUCCAAUAGUGUGGACGAAUUUUGUGACGUUACAACUCACGUCCGGACAACGCCUACAAAGCACAAUUUCUUAUGCAACGGACUCAGCGUUUGGGAAGUGAUGGCACAGCAUGAAGACUUUAGUGAAAUGAAUACUCUGAAGCAACAGCAGCAGAAUCAGAACGGAGGAUCGUCAUCGGCACCCCUUGAUAAGGGGCAUAAUCAUUAUGAGACUUCCACAAUGGCCAGUUCCACCCCGAUGACCAUAGCAGCUCCUGCUCCAAUAUUUUCCUAUGUAACUGCCAAAUCACACCGAAUGAUCUUUUUGUUGGAUCGAAGUCCAGAAAUGAACAGAACGAACCGAUGGAACAAUUUGAGAAGGUCUUUGUAUGGAAUGUUUCAUCAUUUACCGUCGGGGGUCGAACUAGGAGUCAUUUCUUAUUCGAACAACUCUACCAUCAGCGUGCCACUGACAGUUGCAAGUACCCACAAUCGGGAUGCAUUAUACGGAAGGAUUCCAUUUAGACCACUUAACACUGAAUCAGAAGAGUCGUGUAUUUCGUGUGCAAUAAGUGCUGCCCGAAAGUUGAUCAAAGCGUCUGUGGAGAGCACGGGCCCCACAACAUUGGUGCUGGUAAGCGGAUCAUCAUCAAAAAUUUUCCACCGUGAAUGGGAAAAAAUUAAGAAACUCGUCGACAACACACCUCUGCACGUUAUUGUCAUAACUUACGCAAACAUGAACGAAUCCUUGGGAGGUCAAGAGCUGAUCAAAUUGUCUCAGUAUGGUGGCUUCUAUAAAGUUCCGGACAGCAACAACGAUGUAGAGCAGAGAGAAAUCCUAUCCAACAUCUUUUUAGGAAUUCUCAACGAAAAUGUUGGUACACCGUUGAAUAAGGUCUACGGUGCUGUUCAUUGGCCUGAUGACGAUUGGCAAGCCCGAGGAAAGUUCACGAUUGAAGACAGCCUGGGACGCAACACUUGGGUGAUGGUGACCACGGAAGAAAAUGGCGAUGUUGAUGGAUUGCAAUUGAUCAGCCCCACAGGCAGGGAAUUUGACUUCCCUGGUCAUGCUGAAGGACUAGUCUACCUUCGAAUUCCAGGUUUGACAGAGGCUGGAAUCUGGACAUACGUCGUAAAGUUUUACCAAAACCAAUUCCCCAGACAGAUAAGCGUGGAUGUCAUAACUGAGUCGCGUAAGACGGAGUCUAUCUCUGUCAAAUUCUGGAAUAAAGUCAUAAAACAGGAAAUGCAACAAGCUGUCGACACCAACGUUGCUGUCAGCUCAGCUUCAACUUCUGCCGAGGUGGUCCUUCUCUAUACACAAGUGCAGCAAGGAGAGCUACCCGUGUUGAAUGCCAAUGUGACUGCCAUAAUAACCCUGCCAGGGACAACGCAACAACAUGGUCCUAAUACUAUUAGUGUUCGACUGUUGGACACAGGAAGUUCUGAUCCAGACUUGACAUGGGGCGAUGGAAUUUAUUCGGCUUAUUUCACUCAAUUGGGACCAAUUCCUGGAUUUUUUAGUGUUAGUAUCCAGAUUUCAGAUAAUAACGGUCAAGCUGUUGUUCCCGUCCAUACGAAUAUCUCACGUGGGAAUUAUGAUAAACCAACGUGUUGUGGGAGCAGUGUCCCUCAUAUUGCGACUAUUCCCACUGGUUCAUUUUCAAGAACAAUUGCUGGAUCAUCUUUCUUUGUGAGCCAAGGAGUCCCCAUGGACGCACAAGGCGUUCCACUGGACCCAUAUCCACCAGGGCGAAUCACUGAUCUCCGUGUCGAAAAGCAAAUUGACUCAACAUCCGAAGUUAAGCUUAGCUGGACAUCGCCAGGAGGUGAUUAUGAUAAAGGAAAAGCAUUCCGAUACGAGAUUCGCUGCUACACUUCUCGUGAUGCUUUGACCAACGAGAAUUUUAGAACUCAGGGUAUUCAAGUACACAGCUCACUCACACCAACACCUGAACUCCAUGGGAUUCGUCAAAGUUGCACUGUUUCUGUCCCCUGGGCCAACGAAUACUUUUACUACGGAAUCGUAGCUGUCGACAACCAGAACAGAGGAAAAGUGUCCAAUUUGGUAGCCGUUCUGAUUAAAGAAACUCCCAUGUCCACUACAAAAUUGUCUGAAGCUUGGGAAGACGAUGCACGUGUUGGAAACUUGACAUCUUCAAGGUCUGCUAAUAAGGAUGACAACAUGUUCAAUGCUGGGGCCAACUGGUUCAGAGGCCUGAGUGAAAUUGAACUCUAUUUUAUCCUCGCCGGCGGAGCUGCGUUCCUCAUCCUCAUAUCCAUUUUUAUCAUUGGUCUCGUCUGUCUUAAGAGAAGAAAGAGCAAGUCGGGCGAAGCACCUCCAGCUUAUCAUAAUAUUUACAAUCAAGGACAUGCCAAAAAUCAAUCCGGGCCCCAACCCCCCAAAGAUCCCAUUAGUUGUUGUUGGGAAAAUGACAGCAAUUCUACAGAACCUAAGCAUAUUACAGUGGCUCCACAAAAAAUAAACGGGCUGUCAUCUCCCUAUAUCACGGAAACCAAGAGCUACAUUCCUGCCUCAGCCUUGUGUGCCCCAAUUCAAAAUGGAUCCAUUUAUCGAGACAUGGUUUACGCCGGAUCUGGUUCAGCUCAGCAUAUGCACACCCACGACUCCAGUUCCGUCGACUCCUCCAAGCCUUCCGAGGGGGGAAGCAAUGAAACGGUUCACGUGUCAACCGAUGGUCACCACACGCCGGCUUUGUUCUACACGCCGACCCACGUACCUCCCCCUCAAAGGGGAUUGAGCAACAUGAACAUGAAUCUCAGCUUCGAAGGUGAGCAUAACCUUCACAAUCAAAGUCAUAACAAUCUCAGCAGAGACCCGCUGCCGACGAGAGUGGGCGAAUUUCUCCAUCCAUCAGAUGAUGACGAAGGAGGUUUCAAGUCCCAAAGGAGAAACCUGGAUGGAUUUCACAAAAUUGUGCCCAUGCCAAGUAGUGAGUACGACAGUCCGUCCAUUAUGAACGGAAGUACGUACGGAGGUUCGGUAAUGUCAAUACCCAGUAGCAAUAAGAAAAGAACGAGACAUAUUUCCUUCGUAUAAUAGAUUUUGAAAA
Molecule: messenger RNA, 4890 nt
Organism: Folsomia candida
Lineage: Eukaryota; Metazoa; Arthropoda; Collembola; Entomobryomorpha; Isotomidae
Product: calcium-activated chloride channel regulator 1
Exons: 25
Coding region: 1089-4877 (1262 amino acids)
Source: RefSeq, a predicted model, not a curated record